Molecule: messenger RNA, 2342 nt
Organism: Arabidopsis arenosa
Lineage: Eukaryota; Viridiplantae; Streptophyta; Magnoliopsida; Brassicales; Brassicaceae
Source: the annotation of a GenBank genome assembly
AAAACCUGAGAUUUCUUUGGAAAUUUCUCUUUUUGUCAAGAUCCCAAUUCACAGUUUUUAGGGUUUCAGCUUUUUCUUUUUGGGGGUUUUGGAUUAGGGGUAUGAAUUAUCCAAUCUCUCCAUACAGAAGCUUAAAUUCCGUGAGCCUCCACCGAGAAUGACGAGUCACGGUGGCGGAGGAGUCCGCGGCGAGAGGAUUCAUACAGUACAGCCGGAGAGAGAUUUGGUGGCUAAUUGGGAAGUUGAUUUGUCGGAGAAGCUAGAAGAGUACCUCCUCAAAAUUUGUUCCGGUGAAAUCACUGGGAAUGAAGAAGAUGGUCAAAUUCCUGUGAAUUUCGCUGAAGCUGCUUUGCUGCUUCAGGGUUCGGUUCAGGUUUACAGCAAGAAAGUUGAGUACUUGUACAAUUUAGUGCUACGUACGUUGGAGUUUCUAUCGAAGCAAAGAGACCAGGAACAGUCCAAAGGUACAUCAAACGAGGCUGAGGCAAGUUCCUCACGUCAGGUUGAUGAAGAAGAAAAUGAUCUCUUCUGGAAUGUAGAUGACAUCCCAGUGGACACAAAGAAUAGAUUGGACAGUUUGGUUGGCGGAGAUACCUGCCCAAGUCAAUUUGUUAAGCCUCCGGCGAAUCUAGUUGUUCUUGAAGGUGACUGUUUAGAUACUAGUGGUGACGGAGGAGAAUUGGAAUCCUAUCUGUUGGCAACUACACAUCUCUACCGGGAUUUUAUUCUAUUAGAUCCAUGUGAUGCUGUAGCGGUGAAUGAAUUCUUAGGUGAUGACUAUGCUGGUAAAGGAAAUAACAAUGCUCACAGAGGUAGCUCAGUUCGCAAAAGUUUUCACUCAUCUGUGGGACGUUCUGGAGGUAGUGCUCGUAAGUCAUCUGUGGGAAAGAAUCAGGGCACCAAUGUCAACUUGUCCCCAAUAUGUGGGAAUGGUCCCAAUGUUCAAAAUUGUGACCAAGGGUCUCAGCCUCCUGUUUUUGGAGACAAUGAUCAUGGUUUUGACAUGGAUAAUGAAUAUGGAGGAACCAUGGAUUUUAGUGAUACAGAUGCUGAUGAAGAUGAUCCGUGGAAGCCAUUGAAUCCCUAUGAACCAGGGAAGUUGAAAGUGAAGCCUUUCAAAAAAGUAAAAAAUUUCAAAAAGAUUGGAUGGAGCAUUACCAAGGACCAUAUGACUUCCAUGUUCCCUCUCGCUAGACCAAACGGUCCCAUCAGUUCGGAGCUUAUUGGAAUUUGGAAGAUACACGGUUGUGCUAGUAAAGGCGAGCAAGAAUCACAAGACAUUCCCUAUUACGAGAAGCUUCGAGAGAUGCUUUUGAAUGGAGGAAACCAACCUUGUGGUGCUAACGGCAAUUACAAGGACAAUGAUAAGGAUAACCAUGAUGAAGCCAAUAAUGGCGACUUCCAUGAUUUUGGGGAGCAUGAUGGUGAUGAUGCAGAACAUCCCUUCAUGGAUGAAGAUGUUCUCAAUAUGAAUGAUGGUGGAGCUGCUGAGUUUCACAACUAUGAUGGAUUUGAAAACGGCGAAUCAAAUUGUCAAGAAAGCUUGGAAGAUCUCUGCCGUUCACACCUGGAUGCUCUUCUCGCUAACAUAGCUAAAAGUGAGAAGCAAACAGAUCUGGCUGCUCGGGUUUCAACGUGGAAACAGAAAAUUGAGCAAAACCUAGAAGAACAAGAGCUACACCCUCCUUUUGACAUUCAAGAAUAUGGAGAAAGGAUUAUUAACAAACUGACUGUUGAAGAGAGCGGAAACGUCGAGACCUUUACCGAUCUUAUGAAAGACCAAGAAAAGCACGAGGUAGCUCGGGCCUUCUCUGCGCUUCUCCAGUUGGUGAAUAAUGGAGACGUUGAUCUGGAAAAACCUGGGAACUCCACAAACGAACCAAUGUGUUAUACAGCGGUUAAACCUUUCAGUGUUCGGUUGCUCAAAGAUCAUAACAGAAAGAAUGAGAAAAGAGGGAUGCAUUUACCCCAGAAAAGAGCUAAGUCUCCAAUAACCAAAGGCAAAUCUCACGAGUCACCACCACCAAAGAAGCCAAACACAUGUGCUGUCUCAAGCCAGACUCGGAAAGUCUCACUAAAGAUCUCAAAGAUCAACAGUGUCGGCGCGAGAUGCACACCAAACAGUAAGAAGAGACGGAAGGGUCGAUCUGAAGAUGUAGCUGAGGUAACUGAAGUUUCUUCAAUCGAAAAAUCUUUGGGGAAAUUGUGACUACUCAAAUUAGAUUGUGUAGUUAGGUCAGACAGUUAUGAAACUCUGUAACUGUCAUUUGUGUAAGUUAUAAUUAAGGCAUUGCCAGAAGAAGUAGUAUAUGUUGUAAUAACAAUGAAAAUUCCACUUUUAG